UACAUUAAUAGAAGCAUACAAUGGAAUUAUACUCACCGGAAGGAUUAAGAAUUGAUGGACGUCGUUGGAAUGAACUCCGUCGAUUUGAAUGUAAAAUCAACACUCAUCCACAUUCUGCCGAUGGAUCAUCAUAUGUUGAGCAAGGAAACACAAAGAUAAUCUGCAUGGUUCGAGGACCCAUGGAACCCGCCAUGAAAUCACAAGUUAACGCUACGUCAUCCACGGUAGAAGUCAAUGUUCUGCUUGCUAACUUCUCCACUUUUGAGCGUAAGAAACGAUCCAAGACUGAUAAGCGAAUCACCGAGUUGAAAACUACAUUAGAGAGAACAUUCAAUGAAUGCAUAAUGGGGCAUCUCUAUCCAAGAACGCUUAUUUCAGUCACCGUUCAAGUAUUGGCUCAAGACGGAGGGUUGCUUGCUGCCAUGACUAACGCAGUCACAUUAGCAUUGAUAGAUGCUGGUAUAGCGAUGUAUGAUUAUGUAAGUGGAGUGAAUGCCGGGUUAUAUGAUCAAACCAGUGCAUUACUUGAUUUAAACACCUUGGAGGAAAACGACAUGUGUAGUUUAACCAUUGGUGUUAUAGGUAAGAGUGAAAAAUUAGCGUUGGUAGUGUUGGAGGAUAAAUUACCGUUGGAUAGGUUAGAACUGGUCUUGGCAAUUGCCAUUGCUGGUAGUCAUCGGAUUCGAGAGUUGAUGGAUAUGGAAGUUAGAAAACAUGGUAAUAUGAGAUUAGCUAAAGUUAGCGUAUAGUUUACAUAUACAUCCUAAUUAGGAAAUUGUACAAUUUUAGACAACGCG
Spathaspora passalidarum NRRL Y-27907 is the source of this 797-nucleotide messenger RNA. Its product is annotated as exosome non-catalytic core subunit. NCBI's taxonomy places the organism in Eukaryota, Fungi, Ascomycota, Pichiomycetes, Serinales, Debaryomycetaceae. The coding region runs from base 21 to 749 and encodes 242 amino acids. The record is from RefSeq and is a predicted model, not a curated record. The transcript has a single exon. Gene Ontology annotation, biological process: nuclear mRNA surveillance; rRNA catabolic process; poly(A)-dependent snoRNA 3'-end processing. Gene Ontology annotation, cellular component: cytoplasmic exosome (RNase complex); nucleolus; nuclear exosome (RNase complex).